Messenger RNA from Austrofundulus limnaeus, 7927 nucleotides. Its product is annotated as insulin receptor substrate 1-B. The record is from RefSeq and is a predicted model, not a curated record. Gene Ontology annotation, biological process: insulin receptor signaling pathway. The transcript has 3 exons. Bases 432 to 3926 code for a protein of 1164 amino acids. Gene Ontology annotation, cellular component: cytosol; plasma membrane. Lineage: Eukaryota; Metazoa; Chordata; Actinopteri; Cyprinodontiformes; Rivulidae. Gene Ontology annotation, molecular function: phosphatidylinositol 3-kinase binding; insulin receptor binding.
GGCAUCCUCAGACAGGUGGAGGAGACGUCCUCGCGCGGCCGAACGGCACCGAGCUUGGACCGGAGGACUGGGCUGGGCUGCGGGACGAGCGGCGGUGGUCUCUGCGCUCGCUGGGACGGUGCACGGACCCCCCACCCCUCCAUCCUCCGCCCCACCACCACCACGCACUCCCCACCCCUGCAGCUGCUGGAUCCUGGAGCCAUAAAAAAACAUGAUGGUCGGGCUGAUUUCACCCACCCCGAGCUCUCGCGCACAUGCUCCUUGACRCUUCGGGGUGGACACGGGGGAUGACGAUGGGAUGUAGCCGCCAUGGAUAAAUGAAGUUCAUGUUUUACCACCACCCACCUCCCCUUUCCUCCCYGGAAAAUUGAACCUUCUUUUAGUCCACACUGCGUGCUUCGUGCGCGCGGCUCGGUUCGGAGGAGGGGGCCAUGGAGAACCCGGCGGCGCUCGAGCCGCAGAGCUACGAGGACGUCCAGAAGAGCGGCUACCUCCGCAAGCACAAAUCCAUGCACCGGCGCUUCUUCGUGCUGCGCGCGGCCUCGGAGCACGGUCCCGCGCGGCUCGAGUACUACGAGAACGAGAAGAAAUUCCGCAGCAAGUCGCCCGUGCCCAAGAAGGUCCUGAGCCUGGAGACGUGCUUCAACAUCAACAAGCGGGCGGACUCCAAGAACAAGCACAUGAUAGUCCUCUACACCCGCAGCGAGAGCUUCGCCGUGGCCGCGGACAGCGAGGAGGUCCAGAACGAGUGGUACCAAGCCAUGCUGGACCUCCAGUCCAACUGUAAAACUCCUGAGGACUAUGGCAGCAGUGGAGAGUGUAGUUCUCCAUCUCCYAUCCCAACCUUUAAGGAAGUUUGGCAGGUCAAGGUUUGGCCUAAAGGUCUUGGCCAUGCCAGGAACUUAGUGGGGAUAUACCGGCUCUGUCUAACUGACAAGACAGUCAACUUUGUCAAACUCAACUCUGAUGUGGCCGCCGUGGUGUUGCAGCUGAUGAACGUUCGCAGGUGUGGCCACUCUGAGAAUUUUUUCUUCAUCGAGGUGGGGCGCUCGGCAAUCACCGGCCCCGGAGAGUUCUGGAUGCAAGUGGACGACUCGGUGGUGGCGCAAAACAUGCACGAAACCCUUCUGGAGGCCAUGAAGGCCUUGAGCGAGGAAUUCCGUCAGCGCAGCAAGUCUCAGUCUGUGGGGACGUCGUGUGGUGGCGGUACGGCUUCCAAUCCCAUCAGCGUCCCGAGUCGGCGGCAUCACUCAAAUCUGCCGCCGAGCCAGGUGGGCUUUUSCAGGCGGGCGCGGACUGAAACCCCAGGAACGGGAGGCAGCAGCACCAGCACAUCGCCUACAUCACGCCACGGGUUCCCAAGGGCACGGACAGCAAGCAUCGGAGCCAGGUCGGAGGAAGGAGGCGCCAGCGCCAGGGGAACGUGGGCCAGCUCCAGCCCAAGUCUGAAUGGAUCCUGCUCAACGACUCCAACGCUGAGACCCAAGCCAACUCGGGCUCCGACCCCGGCUAAGAUUACACUGAGCCUUUCACGCUACACGCCUAACCCUGCUCCCUCUCCCGCACCAAGUCUAUCCUCCAGCUCCGGUCAUGGAUCUGAGUGUGGCCUGGUGGGGGCGGUCGUCGGAGGCAUGUCUGUGUGCUCCUACGCCCGUGUUUCCCAGAGAGUUUCUGUUUCAGGUUCACCGAGUGACUACGGAUCCUCGGACGAGUACGGCUCCAGUCCCGGGGAGCACUCCCUGCUCAUACCCAGUCUGUCGGGACAUCACACCCACAGAGAGGGCUCCUCCAGCUACAUUGUGAUGGGGCAGCGAGAGGGAGUGUUUGGUUCUCACCGUCACUCCAAAGGCCGGCGGAUCCUGCGGCGCUCGUCUAGCCGUGAAACCGAGGCGGAGCGCCAASUGCUGAGCAAGAGGGCGUCCCUGCCUCUGGCAUCCCACGAAAGAUUCACCCCACGUAAGAAAGAUGAAGAAGAUGAGGAUGAUGAGGAGUAUGCCAUCAUGUCGCAGAGUGCUAAUAGGGAGAGGGCUGAUUUGCACCGUGGCUCAGGGAAUCCUUCCGGUAAUGGUGGUCAGCAGGACGUAGUCGUAAAAAACAGGAAGAGGGCCGACAAAAGUAGAGGAGAGAGAGACGCAGGUGGAGCUCUGGACAGYGGCUACAUGUCAAUGUUGCCUGGAGUCACAUCUCCUCCUGUUUCCCUCUCUCUGUCUAUAGGUAUGUAUGAUGCCAGCGCCAAACCCGGUGUAGACGACGAGUACAUGGCCAUGACCCCCAACAGCAGUGUGUCCCCUCCUCAGCACAUGCGCCAGCCCAGCUCAGAGGGCUACAUGGUCAUGUCUCCGAACAGCAGCAGCUCUACAGACUUGCACGGCCUGGGCAUGUGGGAGAGCAGGGCCAGCAUGGAGAGCCGGGCUGCCAGCGAUUACAUGAACAUCUCACCGGUCAGCAGCCGCUCCGCCUGCAGCACGCCGCCAUCCCACCCYGAGCAGCACCAACUCCAACCAAAAAUGUUCAACUCGUACUUCUCCCUGCCACGAGCUUAUCAGCACACCCUCUACACCCGCUUCGAGGAGGACUUGGACAAGGCAGAGGAAACAAAGGACGGCAGCGGGCAUGAAGGCGCUGGAAGGGGAGGGAGAGUGGGGUACAGCAAGAGGAACAAAACUGCGGUGGGCUCUGCGGGCGGCUGCCAACUCUCCAUGUCUUCCUCUUCUUUCUCCUCCAGCUCYGCCAGCAGCGAAAGCCUCGAAGACAAGUCUCUGUCAGCAGGGAGAGGGUUAAGUUUAUUAAGGACUGGAACAGAMUACAUGAGUGCAGGAGUGUGCACAAAAGAGGGACGUCACCACCAAAAACGUGGAUCAAGUAGUAAGAGCCCAAAGCAGCACAGGAGGGGGCGUCCCCUGAGCGCAUCUUCAGACAUCACUAAAGCUAAUACCCUACCCAGGGUGAAGGAGAACCUCCCACCGUCGGCAUCUCAGGGUGUYGAUGAGUACGUAAGCAUUGUCUUUAAGGAAGAUGAUAAAUACGAGUCAGAAAGGUCUCAACAYGGACAACCUGUUAUCCACGCAACCCUACGUCCCUCAAAUAAACCACUCCUCUGUCACGACAAUCCUGCUAACCUUCCCCGCAGUUUCUCUGCGCCACUUUCCACCUCUGCCGAGUACGUCAACAUGGACUUAGGGAAAUCCUCGACACCCCUGACUCACGUUCGAUCCACCUUCAGCACCCUUCAGGGCUCACCAGCCAUUGCCCCCAAGGCCAGACACGAACACAGCACGUCCUCCCCUCUGGCGGUGGACUUAAACGUGGGGUAUAGGACGAAAAUCAAGCUGCCAGCAGACGUCUCCGCUCCAUUUAUUGACAGCAAAGGAUCAGUCCCCAGCAUUCCAGCAAGACCUGCCAUCCACCCUGGUCCACCCUUACCUGCAGAGCAGGAGAAAAGUUCGGGUUCUUCCCCUGUCAAGUCCUUCCAGUCUCCUGACCGGAGCAGCAGACUGGUCCGAGGCGACCAGCAGGGACACUUGAGCCACCGCUCAGAGACAUUUCACUCACUGCCAUCUCUACCACAAUAUGCAUCACCUUCUACCUCCCUGUUCCCAGAUGGCAGCCAGGCAGCGAGCCAUCGGCAGGGUUUGGACUGCUCACUGUGGGAGAGUGGGCAGGCUGCUGGUUUGUCUGCCACACCUCCACCCCAAGCCUCCGCCUCAUCCACUGAACAAGGCCUUAACUAUAUAGACCUUGACCUAGCCAUGAAGGAGGGCCCUCAAGCUGGAGGGGAGCACACCUCUCCGGUCUACGGAGCUGGAGGAAGCUCUCUGGGGAGCGGUGCUGGCUCUGUACCCAACACUUACGCCAGUAUUGAUUUCUACAAGUCGGAGGAGCUUAGAACAAACCAGAACAGUAGAAAAAAUGGUCAAGACUGUUGAUCUUCGUCCCCGGUGCGCGAGCGUGACGAUGGUGAGACGGCUCGACCCGCGUUAGGGACGUCCAGCAGCCCGAUCUGUUGAACACCGGAGCCGGAAACCCCUGGAAGUCUCAUCCCCAUCCUGUCUGCUGUUUUCUGUCAACCAAAUGUGUGCCAAACACACACACACAUACACACACACAGACACAAACACACAAAACAUAAGGUAAAAAUUUUGUUCCUGUACCUUGUUUGACUAAAAAUGACAUUUGAUUUUUGUUUACCUCUGUACAGCCGAGGCAUGACUUCAGACACACUGUGUUUGAUUGCUGCUCCUCUCUGAAACAUCCUCAGCACGUCUAUUUUAAUACAACUUUCAGGGAAUGGCAMAAAAGGCAAAAAAUACAUCUGUGAAUCUUAAGUUAUCCUGCGAGUGAGCCAGUUUGUUGACAUUUGGUGAGGAGGGUGAAACAGGAAAUGGCAGCUGCUCUAGWGACAAAAUUUCAGCCAAAUUUAGGGAGUUAGUGUUUUUAUUCUGGUAUUUAUUGCCUUUUAUGUCUCCUCCUCCUUUGUACGCAAAUUAAAUGAUCAUCAGGUGUCAUUUUGACUUAAACUACGAAAAGUACAAGUUGACAGAUUUUAUACACACUAUCCCACUGUAAACAGUUUUAAAUUCCUAUAUAUAUAUAGAAAGUUGCACAAAAAAACAUUUCUACUUCUUGGCUACUGUUCUUGUGUUACUCACAUGAAUUUCCAAACAUUUAUGACAUCUUUUUUUUGUAGCUGGAACAAUUUCCAACAGUCAUCACUGAAGGAGAGGAUGAAUUAUACUAAUUAUACUAUAAGGCAACAGUGCAGAAAAUAGUCCCUUUUCCUCUGUUUUCACUAUCAAGAUACAAAUACCAGCAGUUCCAAGUGGAACAAUAAAUGUCGUAACAAACCACUGGGCUUUGAGACAUGAACACUUUGAGGUCUGACAUUUAUUUAAAUAAAUAUGGGUGGGGCUCUUUCGUCACGUUACAAUGUUAUGUUUCCUAUUGCAGCAAUGUGAUUCCAAAAAGUGAUUAUCAAUACAUUUAGAUUAACUGGAACCUUAGGUGACUAUGGCUAAUUUUGCAUAAAUAAGAAUUAGCAUAGAUGCUGUUUUAGUAAUGCAAAUAGCAUAGAAAUGCUACCACAAUUAGCAUUGGAUUUAUAAUUGAAAAUUAUACACAAAUCAAAUAUCAUUAUGUUACAAUUUUAGCAUUUUUUACAGCCAUAUUGACUUAUCAAAAUCAAUUUCUGACAUUUUUCAAACACUGAAUCUUCUAUGUACACAAUGCAAUGUAUCUAAGAAAAGGUUUUACCUCCAUCCCUAAAUAUGGCAAUAUUUUUCUCUAAAUGUAGUCUUUAAUCAUCAUUUAAAUGCAACCAACCCAGAGACAUGCUCUUGGAUUAGCAGCAUAGUUUGUGGCACACAUCUCCCUUUGCUAGUGUUUUCAGAGUGAGUCAGACCAAAUCAAAUAAAAUUUGUUUUGUYUUUAAUAAGCACUCCUAAAAGCUGAACCAUCCUUGUUGCUGCCAGUGGGCACAGCUAACUAAAAGUAUAGCUUUGUUAAUGUAAAGCCACUAUACUUGUAAAGAAAUUAGUCAAAGCUUGUUGUUUAGCUGUUAGCGGACUUAAAGUUGGCAAAAYUUAAUUUAGCUGAAGCUAAUUGAUCCGCUAACCGUUUUCAAAGUUAGUGAAAAAGCCAAUCCACUAAACAAAAAAAAGUUUCGUUGUUAUUUGUUAUCUGAUUAGCAGAACCAUGCCCACCGCUGGUUGAUAUAGUUAUGGAAUAAUUAAGAGAAAUUAUAAUAUUUAGCUUUUCUGUGUGUAAAUGUCCUCACGUUGAUCUGCUGAGAACUUUGCAGCCAAACUAAACAUAUUUUGUUCCAGCGUUUUUGUGAUAUUUUAACACAGUUCUCCAAAAUAAAAUCUUACCUCACAAAGUGAAACAAGCCCAAACAACCCACCUAUUAUGUUAAACAGAGUGAGAGCUGCAUUAUUCUCCACUUCCAGAUUCUGGCAUAAUAACAGUAUAUGAGAUAAUUCUGACGCAUAACGGAUGUGUGAGUCAAAAAGCCUGGCCCAUUAGGAGAGAAUACAAAAAGGAAACAAAACAAUAAUUUGUGUGUUUUAAGAGUUUGUAACAAUUAAACAAAUGAGUAACACAAAAUCAUUAGGAAAAUGUGUAAAUGCUUAUUUUGUGCAUCUGAGUUUUUUCUAUUCCUACUGUAYAUUACACUAUGGUAUCUACUAUAGUAAUGCAAGUAGAAUGACAGAAACUAUAGUAURUACUGUGGUUAGUUCUCCUCAUUCACUUAACAGUUUUAUUAUAAAGUGACACAUUACAAUGGUAUAUAAAAUAUACAGUAUACAAAUGAUGAUUAAUACUAUAUAGCCUAGAUAUCUAUAUACUCUUUUAUAAAGUGCCUCAUUUUUGAUUGUAGCUGUUUUUACACAGGUGAUCCUAAAAUGGGUUGUGAAAAUGGGGUAAAAAAUAAUAAUAUUAAUAAUGAUGAUGAUAAAAAAGCUGUUUCUUUUUCUAAAUUUGUGCAAACUUUGAGCCGCAGAGGACCGAGCAGAAAAUGAACAUUGCUGCCAUUAACCAGUCAAUCAGAUUGCCUUAUCAGAGACAAGAAAAAAAAAUGUUUGAGUUUUAUUUGCAGUGCCUAACACUUGAGCCACAUUGUAAGCACAUGCAUUUGUUUGUUUUUGGCUUUGUCAAGAAAAAGAAAGAAAAAAAUAGGGUUAUCGUUUACAUUUUUUUUCUUCGAUUAUUUGUUGGUGUGUGAUCCGACUUUCCCUUCUCUAUUUAACUUGUUCRCCAUGUCUGAUGGUCACGGGUGCAACAGGUGGCCUAAAAAACAAACUUGUAUAAUUCUAAAGUGUGUAGACUUUCAUGUUGAGUCCUAUUUAUAUCUACUUUAACUUCCCCUCAUUCUGCAACUACUUUUGUAUAUAUAAAAAUAAGUUAACUCUGUAACGGUGUUAAUUCAUUUUUACUUUUUAGAUUAUUUUUAAUCUCAAAUGAAGGAAGAUGGUGGCAAACAGCUGAUCUAAACAAACUUUAAUGUUUGAAAUCAUGAACCAUGCUGUUUUCUAAAAAAAUAUUAUUUUAGCCCUUGGGACCMGGUCUUCACAUCCAUUACCUCUUCAUUAUUUUCCAUUAUUUAUCAGCCAUGGUUCCAAUCUUGUAAAGUGGGGUUCUGUGGACAGGUUAUGAAUACUUGUUGUAUAUAGCUCCUUGUAUGACCUAAGUUUGGAGAAAUAGAGUUUAAAAUCUUUUACAUAAACCCCAAAAAAGGUCACCUCAUAGCACAAAAAGUAAUAGAUUUGUGUUUGUUCCAUUAAUUCUUUGCUGUGCAAUUAUUUUUAAAAUAAACUUCAGCCUAGGCAUGUCCCAAUACCGGUUUUUCUAAAACCGAGUAUGAGUAAAUACAGUAAAACCCCUAUUUUCACAGGGUAUAGUAUAGUAUUAGAGUAUCUUAUUAGAGUACCAGUACUAGUAUACUUGUCAGUCAGAUCAGAAUUAAACUCUAUUUAUUCAACCUGAGUUUGUUCACAGAGCAAUCCUACCUUCAACAGGUAGGACACUAACUGUUUGUAACCUUUCCACUUAAUCCUACCACAGCCAAAAUUUUAAUUUAAUAAUUAGAACACUURAAUUUGACUCAGAAAGUUCCACUUUUUUCACUUAACAACCACAUAACCAAAAUAAAACUUAUUAAAUUUGGAAUGAAACCAAACGUUCUUCCUUUUUAAAAAAUUCAAACUAAAAAUAUGUAUUUUUUAAUGGUUGUGCUUUGACUGRUGGUAGAUCUGGCCUCAUUGUGACAUUGCUGAGACUGUACAAUAAUUUACAACGUGUCGGUUGCAGAUAUAUAAAGUAAAACCUGUUUACUGUAUUUUUGUAGAUGCAAUGUGGAACCAAACUGCGUGCAGGGCUCUGGCUGUCUGUAUACAGGGUAAAAAAYAACAAAAUAAAAGGCUUUUCUGUU